This is a messenger RNA of Coregonus sp. 'balchen', 1744 nucleotides long. Lineage: Eukaryota; Metazoa; Chordata; Actinopteri; Salmoniformes; Salmonidae. The record is from the annotation of a GenBank genome assembly.
CCUGUGAAGAAGAGAGGUUGGCCCAAGGGUAAGAAGAGAAAGAAGGUGUUGCCCAACGGUCCCAAGGCACCAGUAACAGGAUAUGUGCGCUUCCUGAAUGAACGGCGGGAGCAGAUCCGUGCCAAGCACCCAGACCUGCCCUUUCCAGAAAUCACCAAGAGGCUGGGCGCGGAGUGGAGCCGCUUGGCACCUCAUGACAAACAGGUACCUUCAGGCUUUAUGGGUUGGAAAGAGAAAUGUAGUUGUAGGAACAAUUACACACUCUUUUGCCCCAGGCUUGUAUUUAGUAUUUAGUGGCAGUGCAUUCACUAGCAUUAUGCAUAGUUAUAUUUAUAUGAAUAUUUAUAGGCUAGCCAGAUCUGUUUGAUAAGCCCAGGUAGGCCUUCAAAACUACAGGCUAUCAUGUUGAGGAGAAGCCUGGGAAUGCAAGCUACCAUCAGUGUAUUGAGAUAUCUUCUGCGUGUGUCUGGAGUGGACUAACGUUUGCUUGUGUGCUGACCUGACAGCGCUUCCUGGAUGAGGCGGAGCGAGAGAAGCUGCAGUAUGCCCGGGAGUUGAGAGAAUACCAACAAAGUGAGGCCUAUCAGAUCACCAGUGCCAAGAUCCAGGACAAGAAGGUCAAGAGAGGUCAGAGUUGUGACACAUCUACCUUCUAUUUCAUUAGUUUGACAGGGUGGUUAAAACUGUUCCUUUCAGUUUUUAUGUAUUUUGUUCAUUUUUCUUCUUUUAGCGUUUAAAUAAUGUUCUCUUUUAUUUCAGAGGAGUCUCCAUCUGUCAUUAUCAAUGCUAACAGUUCUGGAUCAGCUGCUCUGAAGGUACAGUUAUCCUUACAUAAUGUGUUGUGUUUCUGAAUAGGUGUUAUGAAUAGGCUUACUUCUGAGUUUGUGCCAUGUUUUUACGGGUUGAUUUGUUUUGAAUUAUGUCCUCUAGGGUUCAGAUCAUCUGUCCAACAGAUUUGAUGUUCCAAUAUUUACAGAGGAAUUCCUGGACCAGAACAAGGGUAUGAGACAGGCAGAGGAGCGUCUCUGGGACAAACACUGUUUCAGUGAAGAAAGUACAAACGAUUUCCUUACUAAUGGUUGUUUCUUUGCUCCCAGUCCGGGAAGCGGAGCUGCGGCGUUUACGCAAAGCCAACGUGGAGUUCGAGGAGCAGAACGCAGUGUUGCAGAAGCACAUUUCAGACAUGUACAGCGCUAAAGAGAGACUGGAAGCUGAACUGGGGCAGGAUGAGCUCCGGACGCAGGCUCUGCACAGGCACCUGCUGGCCAUCAAACACACCCUCGUCAGCAGCCUGUCCACUGUGGCCCUGCCAGGUCAGCACCCUGUCACUGGGCCCUCUCAUCCAUCUCGGACCCUGAUACUUAGCCCAGUCUCCCUGUAUGAUUUGGCUGCUUUUACUUAUGUUAAGUUUCCUUACCUUGAAAGUAGUUUGUAGACGUAAAAACAUAAAAUGACUUGUCCUUAGCAAGACAUUUUGAAACAUACAAAUUCAGUUCUAAUGUUUUCAAAUGAUUUUAAACUACAAUUUUUUUUAAUUUUCUUCCAUCAACCCCCAAUCUUAUUCAUAUAGGAAUUGAAUCCUUAGUUUCACUACACUUUGUCUCCAGGCACAGGUGAAACCCCCUCUCUUGGUACCCUGGACUCUUACCUGAGUCGCCUGAGUGGUACUCUGGAGAGCAACCCUCAUGAGCACCGUGUCUUGCUGGCUCAGCUCCGUGAUGUCCUUUCUCACCUUGACAGGUAA